AUGGCUAACGCACAAGCUCAAAUUUUUAUAAACGCUUUAAAUCGUGCUAAUAUAUUCCCUGCACAAUAUAAUAUAAUCCACCCUCAUUGGCGUUCAUCUUAUUUCCCGGGCGGAAUUGAAUUUCGAAGACGUCGAAAGGUGACAUGUCAAAUUUUAUGCCGUAUAAGCGUAAAGCAAGAAGCACUUCGUCUUGGUUUUGGCAACGAUUAUGCUUUAAUAAGAUACUCCACUUUUAUGUUAUGGAAAACUGCAAAUAAGAAUGAAAAACAAA
Messenger RNA from Scutellospora calospora, 271 nucleotides. Lineage: Eukaryota; Fungi; Glomeromycota; Glomeromycetes; Diversisporales; Gigasporaceae. The record is from the annotation of a GenBank genome assembly.